AACCUGCAGCUCGGAGUGAAUCGGUCUCACUUUGUGGCCGUACCCAUCGCCUGGAACUUCCCCCGGCCCGCUUUGCCUCCUUUUCUGCUUCUCGCUCUCGGACCUCUCGUCUGCGGCCGCGCUCGGACCCCCACCUCUCGUCACCAUGACGCCUACCCCGUCGCUUUUCCUGCUGCUGCUCGGCCUUGUGGGUGCCCAGGCCACUUUAGAUCAACGCAUGGCCGCCGCUAUGGCGGCAGGCCUGUGCAAAACUCGCCCCACAGACCUGGUGUUCAUCGUCGACAGCAGUCGCAGCGUUCGCCCGUCUGAGUUCGAGCAAGUGAAGGUCUUCCUGGCUAAAGUCAUCGAGGGUCUGGACGUCGGACCCAACACCACCCGGGUCGGAGUUGUCAACUACGCGAGUCGAGUCAAGAAUGAGGUGUCGCUGAAGACUCACCGCACCAAGACCGGACUGAUCAAAGCCGUCACCAAAAUCGAGCCUCUUUCCACUGGAACAAUGACCGGUCUUUCCAUCCAGUUCGCCCUGAACGUGGCCUUCAGCGAGGCUGAGGGCGCACGGCCCAAGUCUCCUGACAUCAGCAAGGUCGCCAUCAUCGUGACUGACGGGCGUCCCCAGGACAACGUGAAGGACGUGGCUCAGCGUGCACGCGAUGCAGGCAUUGAGAUUUUUGCCAUCGGUGUGGGACGUGUGGACAUGACCACUCUGAGGCAGAUGGCCAGUGAACCUCUGGACGACCACGUGGACUACGUGGAGAGCUACAGUGUCAUCGAGAAGCUCACCAAGAAGUUCCAGGAGGCCUUCUGUGUGUCGGACCUGUGCGCCACCGGGGAUCAUGACUGUGAGCAGGUAUGCAUCAGCGUCCCGGGAUCAUACAAGUGUGCCUGCAAAGACGGCUUUACCCUAGCGGACGACGGUCGCACCUGCAGCGAAGCUUGCAGCAACGCUCCGUUGGACGUGGUGUUUGUGAUCGACGGCUCAAAGAGCAUCCGACCUGAGAACUUUGAGCUGGUCAAGAAGUGGAUCAAUCAGAUCGUCGAUAAGAUGGACAUCUCCGAGCGUAAGACUCACGUUGGACUGGUGCAGUACUCCAGCUCCGUCAAAACGGAGUUCUCUCUGGGCAAACACAACAACAAGAAGGAUCUGAAAGAGGCUGUGAAGAAGAUGGUGUACAUGGAGAGGGGAACCAUGACGGGCCUGGCUCUGCGUCACAUGACUGAAAACAGCUUCAACUACGCUCAGGGCGCCAGGCCCGGGGUCCAAAAGGUCGGCAUCGUCUUCACUGACGGGCGCAGCCAGGACUAUAUUGGUGAUGCUGCUAAGAAGGCAAAGGAACUUGGUAUGAAGAUGUAUGCUGUUGGAGUGGGCAGUGCUGUGGAGAGCGAGUUGAAAGCCAUCGCCUCUGAGCCCGUUUCAGAUCACUACUUCUACACCGCCGACUUCAAGACCAUGAACGAGAUCGCCAAGAAGCUUCAGAUCAACAUCUGUCAAGACGACGACCCAUGCGAAUGCGACUCCCUCGUAAAGUUCCAGAAGAAAGUAGAAGAGGCCCUACAGGCGCUGAACAAAAAAUUAGAGAGUAUGUCAAAGAGGAUCGCCUUGCUGGAGAACAAAAUCGUUUGAAGACUCACUUCCUGCUCUCCGCUGUGGAUCUGCGCCCAUUUACCAACACAAACACACACUUCCCUCUGCUUUUAACUUUGUUAAUAUUAAUAAACAUGAACAGGGACCAGUUGGGGUUGGGAACCCAAACUUCUGCUACUUCUAGCAUCCACCGAGUCUCCUGGGACACAAACGGGCAGUUGCCAUGGAGAUGGUUCCCUUAUGAAGUUGUGGUCUCUCCAAAGCCGACCUGUGUGUUAAUAAAAGUCUUCCCUCAUAGGGAAACAGUGGAAGGUUUUUGUUUUGUUGUCGCCACAAAUCAGUCUUUGUUCCUGCCAUUGUUCCCUCCACCUUUGUUUCUUUUCUCUACAAUCCACAAGAAGAAUGAACAGCUAAAUUAAAUAUAACGUUAAUGUCUGGUCAUAACAACGCAUCAGUGAUGUUUAUUUUCCUAAAUAAAGGUGAUUCAGGAAGUAA
Molecule: messenger RNA, 2077 nt
Organism: Nothobranchius furzeri (turquoise killifish)
Lineage: Eukaryota; Metazoa; Chordata; Actinopteri; Cyprinodontiformes; Nothobranchiidae
Gene: matn1
Product: matrilin 1
Molecular function (GO): calcium ion binding
Source: RefSeq, a predicted model, not a curated record